AUGUUUCAAAAUAAUGAACAAUCAAAUUCACUUGAGCAGGAAAAUGAUACUUUCAUAGGUGACUCUAUUCGACACCUUCAGGAAUUACAAUUAAGCAGCGCACAGAUAAACAGGGUAAGUGAUUUUGAGAAAACAGUUCCAAUUGUUGUGAAUGAUGUGUACGUAUUUGUCGAACCCGAUAGCGGUGCAGACGUCAAUGUGAUGGAUGAAUUUCAGUUCAAAACAUUUCAAAAGAAAUUGUCGGUACCAAUAUCUCUGGUCAAUAGUAUGACAAAACUCAAUACUCUUCAAAAUAGACUCAAUGUAAUAGGAGAGUUUAAAGCAAUAGCCAGGAAUCAGACGAGAGGGACAGAAACCAAAUUUGUUGUAACUGGAGGAAAAAUAAACUCCGCUCCUUUAUUAGGUCGACAAACAUUGAUUGAUUUAGGAAUGCUUAUGAUACAACCUGAUGGUUCUUUGAAGAAACAAAAUGAAUUAAGAAUACCAGACCCAGUACAUAUCAAAUCUGUUCUUAAUGCACAAAAUGCAAAUUACAUUGAUCAAAUUAUGACGGAAUAUGAGGAUGUUUUCAAAGGAGUAGGAAAAAUUCAAGACAAACAAACGGGUGAAGAGGUUUUGGUAAAAUUUUCUAUGAAACCAGAUGCAACACCUGUAGCUCAGAAACCAAGACCAGUACCAUAUUAUUUGCAAGACCCUUUAAAGAAAUGGAUAGAUGAAUGCAUCGAACAGGACAUUUUUGAGCGAGUAAAGAAUGGAGAAGUUGUGACGUGGUGCUCGCCGCUAGUGGUACAACCAAAGCCGAGAUACAAUGAGAUAGACAAAAUGAAAUUGGAGCCACAUAUGAUACGAGCAAGUGUUGACCUGAGAGUACCAAACAAGUUCAUGGAAAGAAGCAGAAUUUUACAGAGCCCAAUAGUAGAAGACGUUACGUACAAAUUUCAUGAUUGCACAAUAUUUUCAAAAAUGGACUUAAAACAAGGUUACCAUCAACUUGUACUACAUCCAGAUUCGAGGAAAUUUGCAACUUUCAGUACACCAUGGGGGAAUAUGAGACCUAAGAGACUUAUAUUUGGGGAAAAAUCGUCACAAGACCUGUUUGAUGAAGCUAUGUACAGGAUAUUUGGAGAUAUACCAAACUGCCUCAACCAACGAGAUGACAUUCUGAUUGGGGGAAAAACUUAA
Messenger RNA from Mercenaria mercenaria, 1182 nucleotides. RefSeq lists its product as uncharacterized. Lineage: Eukaryota; Metazoa; Mollusca; Bivalvia; Venerida; Veneridae. The record is from RefSeq and is a predicted model, not a curated record. The coding region runs from base 1 to 1182 and encodes 393 amino acids. The transcript has a single exon.